Molecule: messenger RNA, 789 nt
Organism: Diaporthe amygdali
Lineage: Eukaryota; Fungi; Ascomycota; Sordariomycetes; Diaporthales; Diaporthaceae
Exons: 3
Coding region: 1-789 (262 amino acids)
Source: RefSeq, a predicted model, not a curated record
AUGUUUGCGAACGCAUUUACUCGUUCCGAACAAAUGACCCAGACCUCCAGCAUUACAUUCGAGCGCAACUGCUCCGUUGCUGGAUCUGGCCGUUGGGACCUUGUGCAGAAGAUUAAGUCGAACCGCACCGGCUGGCAGAACGAGCUCGCUCAGAGUCUACUGCCGUACGUCUUAUCGCACUUGUCGGCAAAUAUCUUGAGCAAUGUUCACGAAGCCCUCGCAGUCAACCAGCCCGUGAAUUGGCGAGAGUUCCCGCCCUGUGACGUGCGUCAGAACAGGAGCAACCCAGCCUUUGUUCUACAGGCUGCUGGUCGAGCUAUCCAGUCUCGGAUCAUAGUCCACAGGGAUGUCCUUAAGCGUUGUAUUGUUAUGGGCGCUUUUCUCACCAUCAUCAAGGAGCACUGGCUCGGCUGUGAGUGGUUUCGUGAGGGGUACCAAGGUGCCUUUCCAGAGCACAAGUAUUUGCGCCACGAGUUGUUCCUGGAAGCAUUGAAUACUUACAACGAGCAGCCAUCACAAGAGUCUUUCAAAUUAUGCGCAGAUACUCUUCGUUGGUCUCUGGCAGCCUUGUUUUGCCCAAUCAGGCGUGAUCAUCCUGCCUAUCAUAACUAUCAAUUGGGGACAGCGGCCGAGAACUUGGACGACGACAUAGCUUCCGAAGAAUCCAAAUCAUCAGAAGGAUGCGAUAGUGGAUGUGAAAGGGAGCAAAGGCCAGUCUGUGACUGUCCUGGGUGUAUAACGGUUGCAUCCUCAUCGAGAAGCGCGGUCAUGAUGAGCCAGCCUUCAUAA